Messenger RNA from Chaetomium fimeti, 2223 nucleotides. RefSeq lists its product as uncharacterized. The coding region runs from base 1 to 2043 and encodes 680 amino acids. The transcript has 3 exons. NCBI's taxonomy places the organism in Eukaryota, Fungi, Ascomycota, Sordariomycetes, Sordariales, Chaetomiaceae. The record is from RefSeq and is a predicted model, not a curated record.
AUGACCGACAACAACCCAAACCAAAACACAACAAGCUGGUUCCGCACCUUCGGCCGCUCCAGCAGCAACAUCACAAAACAACAACACCAGCAACAACACCCACCGCCACCACCGCAAUCGCAACCGCCCACCCUCCAAACCCGCCACACCUUCCACCGCGUCCCGACCCCCGUCUCAACCCCAACCGACUCCCCCAUUACCGGAUCCCCCCAAAGCCGCUCCCACCACUCCCAACACCACUCCCAACACCACUCCCAACACCACUCCCACCACGCCCACCACCACCACCACCACCGCAAAUCCGCCGGCGCCACCCUCCGCACCGUCUCCAGCUUCCUCAGCCUCAAGAACAGCAGCGCCCGGAAUGGCUCGUCAUCCACCCUCGACGCCAUGGCAGCGGGGGUAGGCUCCGCGGGGUCGGAGUCCGAGCCGCCGGUGUGGGGGGCGUCGUCGUCGUCGCUGGCGAUGCUGCCGCUAAGUGAGAUGGAUUAUUAUUACUCGGGUUACUCGGGUUAUGCGGGUUCGGAAGGGGGUGGUGGUGGUGGUGGGGCGAGGAGCAGGAGUGGGAGUGGGAGGAGUGGGAAUGGGAGUGGGAAGGAGGGGGGUGCUGCUGCGAGGGAACCGUGGCAUAAUCCGAGUCUGAUGCAGAUGGCCGAGUUGUUGAGUAGUGUGAUGGGGAGGAUGGGGGCGGGGGAGAGGUUGGAUCCGACUUACCACUCGUGCGUCUUGUCCCUCAUCGAGGGCUUCUACCGCCUGACUCGGAAGUUGCGAGACACAGAAGAGAAACUCGCAGAGAUAAAGGACUUGCGGGAGAGAGAGCUGGAGCAGUUCCGCGGCAUGACGGAGGAGUGGAUCGAGACCGGCGAGGCCUACAAGGCAGAGGUCAAGCGUCUCGAGCUCGCCCUGGCCAAGGAGAGCAGGGACGGCGUGGCCAGCGUGGCCCUCGCCCGUCAUGGGAGUCUCGUCGACCGUGUCGGAAGCAAGCGGUUCCACGCCAAGCUGAAGCGGCUGCACAGCUUGCAAACUCAAGAGGCCGCCAAAGAAGACCAGGCACGGCCGUCGGAGGAAGAGGACCCGAUUGACCUUGCCGAAGCCACGAGCAGCUACAGGACGUUGUGCGCAAUCCCAAGGAUCCUUGAUGCUGAAAACGAUGUUACCCUGAGCCGUGUCGUGGAACAGCGCGAGUUUGAAGAGUGCCUAGCUCGCCACCAACGCCGAGAAGGACGAGUUAGGGCUGCUCCGGUCCUUGUUCACCCAGGUGGCGCUCCUGAACCUCAUGAUAUCCUCAAGGAUACUCUGAGGGACCAGCAUUCUUCGAAUCCCAUCGCAAGUCAAGAUACCUUUGUCGAGACGGCGACGGAAUAUGCGAUCAUAAGCAACGACCAGCCAAGUGUUACACCUAGCCUCGAAUCCCAGUCUUCUCUGUCAACGGAUAAUGAAUCGACGUCGUCCUCGGAUUCAUCAUCUCCUGACACAGAGGUCGACCCUGCACCGCCCUCUUUCAGCCUGUUCGGUAAAUCGAAGGGCCGGCCGAAUAAGGGAAAGAAACAUUCCGAGGCAUCAGAGUCAAGUCACCGGGCGCCCGAGGGCCGGCGCGAGGGCAAGGGCAAAGGGGUGUUGCCACAGUUGAGGAUCACAACCCGCCAUUCUGAACAUCACGAGUCUCUGCUAGCCCAGCCAACCGACAUGAAAGAGCGGCGCAGGUGCUAUUCGUUCGACAAGGGGGGCGACGAGGUUUUAUCCGUGACCUCUCCUAUUUCUCCCCCCGAGGUCUAUCCCCCACUCGCGCCAUCUACGGGAGAAGAAGCCCUAGCUCCAGCAGAAACCAACAGGUUGCUUUCGGUCUUGUCGGGCCUUCGGGGCGCGGUAUCUGACAGUGAAGGCAGUGUGCCAGCUGCACCACCGUCAGACUCUAGCUCCGGUUCGAUGAGCCAUUCCACAUCCACUAAUACUGUCAGAUGGGUGGGCGAUGAUGGUGGCCGUGGUGAUGGCGCACUUGAGGGCAAUAACAGCGACCAUGAGCGAAGGCAAGACAGUUCCUAACUGAUAAAUUAUGCUUAUACGAGGGGCACAGGAUGCUCGGAGCUUCUCCCGCUCGGUAGGGCAGCGACAGCCUCACCAUACGCUCCCUCCAGCACGAUUUGCUCUUGGGGCACAUAGAUGUAUGCCACGGUAUGGCACAACACCGAGCGUUGUGCUCCGACAGCGGUUCAUGGGAAGCAG